AUGUCACUGAACGAGAUCCACGGCCGACUGGCCCUAAUAACGGGUGCAUCAGGAGGGAUUGGAGCAACAUGCGCCCACCAGCUCGCAGAAGAGGGCGUCCAUCUCGCCCUCACCUACUCAACCAAUGUCAAAUCUGUCAACGAGCUCGUCGAAGACCUGAACUCGCGAUAUGCCGAGAAGAAUCUCCAAAUUUCUACCCACCAGGUCGAUGUCGGCCGUCCCGAUGAAAUAGCUGCCAUGUUUCGCGAAAUUGACGCCCAGCAUGGCCACCGACCAGAUAUUUUAAUAUCGAAUGCUGGACACGGCAAACGAGUGCCUAAUGUGUGGGACAUCACCCUCGAGGAGUUUGAUAACAUGUUGAACAUCAAUCUGCGCGCGUCAUUUGUCCUGGUGAAAGGAGUGGUAGAACAUAUGAAAGCUCAACGUUGGGGGCGCAUUGUAUUCAUGUCGUCGAUCGCUGCAUCGGGAGGAGGGAUUAAUGGAUGUCACUAUGCUGCUUCCAAAGGUGGACUUACCGGGAUGAUGAAAAACCUCUCUACGCGCCUGGCCGAGUAUAGUAUCAGUGUCAACGAUGUUGCACCUGCGAUGAUUGGCGAUACAGGCAUGGUGCCAUCUACUACGGCAGUUCCGGGCAUUGCAUCCACUAUCCCGCUAGGUCGACUGGGGACGCCAGAAGAGACGGCAAAUGUUGUGACGAUGCUGGUGAAGACAGGAUACAUGACGGGACAGAGCCUCCUAAUAUUAGUGCCUGCAAAAUCGGGAGUAAUCGGCCGUCUGUGUUCCGAUGAGGUCAUCCGACGACCACAACAUCUUCCUCCGCACUCGUCUUCGCCAUUGACUGCUCCGACUUGCAUCAAGUCUGCAUUUAUUUCUGGAAAAAUGCCCAAAUCCGUCAGCCGGAAGUCCGGACUCGCAGAACUAAGAGCUUGCACAGAAUGCCGGGGCCGGGUGCUAGAAACGGAAAAGCAAGUGCUCCGGGACGAAUCCCUGCUCGUACUGCGCAAAGGCAAACAAGGCCUGCGUUUUCGGGCCCCAAACUUGGAUGCUGCAGAGGUCCGCUGUACAGGUUUGCUAUCACUACUGCGCAGAUUGAACCCAGAUGUCGAUAUCGAAGAUGCGCUGCGAACGAUCGCGCCGGACUCUGAGUACCCUGAGUCUGUUGAGAUACCGCAAGAGUUAGAGCCUGGGUCUGAGAGCCCUGGCUCCUCGCAUGGCUUCGAAUGGAAUGAGGCUUCUAUGGCCCGGGACCCGGCGGAUGGAAUGGUGUCUCUUCCUACAGCAAGAGCGGAGGGAUAUCUCGGGAAUAGCUCAGGAACCAGGCUCCUACAGACCAUCUCGGACCUGCUCCCAGAAAACCUGCAGGAACACCAAGGGGAGUCACCGGCGCGGGCGAGUCAGGCGGGGAGUCCGUCUCUGUUAAUGCAUUUUGCGAAUACAGCUGUGCUGGAUAACCUCGUUGAUGCGUAUUUUCUGUGGUAUAACUGCUCAUACCCGAUUCUACAUGAGACUACGUUUCGGGAAAAGUAUCGCAGUCGACAGCAGAUCCACCCGCGCUCGAGCUGGCAUUUGAUAUUCUACCUUGUUCUGGCUAUUGGACAUUGGGUUUCUACUGGGGGGUCACCGUUGAGCCAGUGUAGUUAUUACAUGGCUGCGCGGUCACGUAUGUCGAUGCGAAUGUUGGAGUCGGGAAGCCUUGUGGCUGUUCAAGCGUUCUUGCUCAUGGGUAACUAUCUGCAAAAGCGAGACCGGCCGAAUACAGGAUACAACUACAUUGGCAUCGCGUAUCGAAUGGCGCUGGGUCUGGGUCUACAUCGGGAGCCGCCGUCAGGAACACACGAUACCUUGUUGAACGAACGUCGGCGAGCCGUUUGGUGGGUGGUGUAUUGCUUCGACAGUGGCUUCAGCCUGACAACGGGGAGGCCGGUCAUGGCAUCAGACUCUUUUAUCGAGACCCGUCUUCCGCUUAAUGUAGAUGACUCGAAUUGUGCUUUGGACUCUCCCUUGACUGCACCGGUGGAUAGACCGACCACAUACUCUGCUAUAAUCGCACAGGCACGACUAGUGUCAAUUGCAAACCGAAUAUUCAGCGAAAUAAUAUCCUGCCCGUACAGGCAAUCGUUUGACCUGAAAGCGCCCCGAUCCAUCGACCACCAGCUCAAAGCUUGGAGACUGUCACUUCCCUCUUACUUCACAGCACAAGAUGUACCAACCUGGUUCCGUGGCCCACGCGCAAUAGUCGGAUGGAAAGAACAAAACCUGCGCAUGCUACUGUGGUGGGGGAGUCAGCGUCUAUGCAGCGUGCCUUCAGAGCGCGAAGAAGCACAGAACAUGUGCCAUUUCGCCGCAGUCGAGACGAUCCAAGACGUCACAACAUUCUGCCGCGACUUCUUCGACACCCUCCACACAGGCCUUAGCUGGUACGCAACCUAUUUCUUAUUCCAGGCCAGUGUUGUCCUGAGCAUCCAUCACCUUCGACCGCUCCCACCGCUAGACAGCAGCUUGGCGGCCGUUAAUCAAGAGCUCUGGUUCUCGUCGAUAUCCCGGGCCCGCGACUGUUUGGCCUCGCUAGGCCCAACAAAUAACGCUGCGAUGCGGUGUCUCGCCGUCCUUGACAGGAUACGGGAUCGUUCUCCGCCAGGACAAUCAGCGCAGAUCCGAGAAUAUGACUCGGCUUACCAGACACAGGAGCCUGGUGGUGAAAUGGCGGAUACGUCACUGGCGCCGUUGGCUGUUGAUCCCACGUUGCAGGUGUUCUUUGAAGAUACAUCGUGGGAGAAUGAUUUGUUUGAAGGGCUUAAUGGAUUCCCUAGCACGGAUGAGGUUGAUUUGUUUGAUUAUGUUGGGAAUACAGGCCAUGCUAUGCCGUGA
Messenger RNA from Aspergillus versicolor CBS 583.65, 2868 nucleotides. RefSeq lists its product as uncharacterized. The record is from RefSeq and is a predicted model, not a curated record. Lineage: Eukaryota; Fungi; Ascomycota; Eurotiomycetes; Eurotiales; Aspergillaceae. Gene Ontology annotation, biological process: positive regulation of transcription from RNA polymerase II promoter by galactose; DNA-templated transcription. Gene Ontology annotation, molecular function: DNA-binding transcription factor activity, RNA polymerase II-specific; RNA polymerase II cis-regulatory region sequence-specific DNA binding; zinc ion binding. Gene Ontology annotation, cellular component: nucleus. The transcript has 11 exons. The coding region runs from base 1 to 2868 and encodes 955 amino acids.